GGAAGCUGCGUUCAAAAAGUCCGCCUCUCCGUCCCGCUCUGCUGGGAGCUUUUCUGGUUGGUCGCCAGCAUCGUCCCGCUCCUCUCCGCGGACAUAUAAAGCAGCUUUCAGCCGCUGCUGGUCACAUUUUCUCGAGUCUCGUCUCCAGAAACAAGCAGCAACGAAAUGAGUGGCCGCGGAAAGACCGGAGGAAAAACCCGAGCGAAGGCCAAGACCCGCUCCUCUAGAGCCGGACUCCAGUUCCCGGUGGGCCGCGUUCACAGGCUGCUGCGCAAAGGCAACUAUGCGGAGCGGGUCGGUGCCGGAGCCCCCGUCUACCUGGCCGCUGUGCUCGAGUAUCUGACCGCUGAGAUCCUGGAGCUGGCUGGGAACGCCGCCCGCGACAACAAGAAGACCCGCAUCAUCCCCCGUCACCUGCAGCUGGCCGUCCGCAACGACGAGGAGCUCAACAAGCUGCUGGGUGGAGUCACCAUCGCUCAGGGUGGAGUGCUGCCCAACAUCCAGGCGGUGCUGCUGCCCAAGAAGACCGAGAAGGCCGCCAAGGCCAAGUAAACCUGCUGCUGUUGCUGUUGCUCAGCAACAAACACACAACGGCUCUUUUCAGAGCCACACACUCCUUCAUCAUGAGAGCAUCAAAUCCUCUUUAGCACAUUGUUUGUUGUUCUAAUAGGUUUUGGUUGGACAUCAUUUCGUCCAGCGGUGUCUUAAAGUCAUUUACAAUGGAAAGUCAAACUACUUUGUGGUGAUGGGAAUUUCGACUCUUUUUAGAGAGCCGGUUCUUUCGGCUCCCAAACUGCCCUUAAUAAAUUCUCAUCUCCAGUUCCAUAUACAAUAUUUGUAAAUAGGAAUGUUUCAUAAUAAAUCCUCUUUCAUGCAGUGUUAUACAACCUUAAUUUUAUGCAUUAUGUUAUGAAAGCAUGUUUGUGUACCAUUUUUAAUGAAUCUUUAUAUCUUUAACAUAAACAAAUGAACAGAAUAGUGCAAAGAAAUCAGACCCAUAAUUAUUUAAUCUUCUAAAUUAUCUUUAAUCUUCAGCCAGAUGUUCUUCUCUUACAGCUCAUUAUGGGCAUUUUAAACACAUACCAAUCAAAAACUUUUGAUUUUGAUUUUUCUGACAACAGCAGUGCUUUAUUUUUUUUAUUUUGAACAGCUGCUCUGACUGUAGCUUCUGUACAGUGGAAAGAAAAUGCUGUUACAUUUAUUACCAUCAUAUGCAAUGAUGGGUAGCAGAAAAAAAGCUGUUAUACAACAAAAGCUGAAAUAAUGCCGGACACUUUUCAUAGUGAUGAUCAGAUUUGGGCCAGUGAGAAAUUUUAGGAUGGCCAAUACACCAAUACUGGUCCUUCUGCUGACUCUGGUAGAGGUCAGUAGUGAUUGGCCCUCUGAAGCCCCGCUUCAGGCUUGUGUCGUCUUGUUGAAAACCACGUGACUGGCAACAAACGAGGCCUCGCAGUGCAUGGGUCACGUGACUGCUUCAUUUUGCGUGUCGGUUUUCAAAAUAAAGGCGUGAUGAGCCGCUGGUUAUCGUAUUUGAUCGCAUCAGGGGAGGAUUUGUCUUCAGCAGUGGCCGAAAUAAAAGGAACCUUUUCUAGUUCAUGUGCAUUAAUGAUUUUGAUGAUGGCACUCAUCAAAGUGUAAUGUUUGUUAUUAAUUUUCUCAAUGGUUGAUUAUGGUAUAUUUUAUGACAUUAUAUUUGUGUUUUUAUUAUGUAAAGCUUUGAAACCGCAAUGUUGUUGAAAUGUGCUGCACAAAUGAACUUGAUUGAAAAGGAGCCAGCGAGAAG
This is a messenger RNA of Xiphophorus hellerii (green swordtail), 1783 nucleotides long. Its product is annotated as histone H2A-like. NCBI's taxonomy places the organism in Eukaryota, Metazoa, Chordata, Actinopteri, Cyprinodontiformes, Poeciliidae. Gene Ontology annotation, molecular function: structural constituent of chromatin; DNA binding; protein heterodimerization activity. The coding region runs from base 166 to 552 and encodes 128 amino acids. Gene Ontology annotation, cellular component: nucleosome. The transcript has a single exon. The record is from RefSeq and is a predicted model, not a curated record.